GGGAAAGCAAUGCCUUUGAGGCUGCGCUGGCUUUGGUGGUGGGCGCUGGUGUGCAGCAGCAGUAGCUGCUGCUGUUCCCCGCCGCCGGUGCUGCCUGUCCUGCCCGCCGCGGGGGCGCUGCUCCCGGGCGGCAGGAACGCUGCGGGCGACGGCGCGAGCAGCAAACAGCAGCCUCAGGCGCCAAUCUCCACCUCCUCGGGCUUCCUCUACCGGCGCCUCAAGUCUCACGAGAAACGGGAGAUGCAGAAGGAAAUAUUGUCCGUGCUGGGUUUGCCUCACCGGCCCCGACCCGUGCACGGGUUGCAGCCGCAGCCCGGAGAGCAAGAAGCUGUCCUUCCCCAGCAGCAGCAGCAGCAGCAGCGGCCACAGUUGGCGACCCCGCCGGGCAGGCUUAACUCCGCUCCUCUCUUCAUGCUGGAUCUGUACAAUGCCCUAUCCAGCGAGGAGGCGGCGGAGGCGGAAGAAGAAGAGGCAGAGCAUCGCAGGAGCAGCCGGGACCCCCCGACCGCGCAACCCCUGCAGCGCAAAACGCUCCUCAGCCACCCUCCGGGACCCUCCGGCAGCAACGGCGGCGCUCCUGUUCUGGCCAGCUCACAGGACAGCGCCUUCCUCAAUGACGCUGACAUGGUCAUGAGCUUCGUCAACCUGGUUGAAUAUGAUAAGGAAUUCACACCUUAUCAACGACACCACAAGGAGUUCAAGUUUAAUUUGUCUCAGAUUCCAGAGGGAGAGGCUGUUACUGCUGCUGAGUUCCGAAUCUACAAGGACUGUGUCUUUGGAGGCUUUAAAAACCAAACCUUUCUGAUUAGCAUCUAUCAAGUAUUGCAAGAACAUCAGAACAGAGAUUCAGACCUGUUUAUGCUGGACACCAGAGCAGUAUGGGCCUCAGAAGAAGGCUGGCUAGAGUUUGAUAUCACUGCCACCAGUAACAUGUGGGUGAUAAACCCUCAGCAUAAUUUGGGACUCCGGAUGAGCGUGGUGACCAGGAAUGGUCUCAGUAUAAACCCUAGAGAAGCAGGACUAAUAGGCCGAGAUGGCCCUUAUGACAAACAGCCUUUCAUGGUGGCUUUUUUCAAAGUGAGUGAGGCUCAUGUUCGAACAGCUAGGUCAGCCUCUAACAGACGCAGGGAACAGAGUCGAAACCGCUCCACCCAGCCUCAAGAUGUUUCCAGGGUAUCCAGUAUCACAGAUUACAACAGCAGUGACUUAAAAACAGCUUGCAGAAAGCAUGAACUUUAUGUUAGCUUCCAAGACUUGGGAUGGCAGGACUGGAUAAUUGCACCAAAAGGCUAUUCAGCGAACUACUGUGAAGGAGAAUGUUCUUUUCCACUCAAUGCUCAUAUGAACGCCACCAAUCAUGCCAUUGUGCAAACUUUGGUUCACCUAAUGAAUCCAGAGAAUGUUCCUAAGCCAUGUUGUGCCCCUACGAAACUUCAGGCAAUAUCAGUUCUUUACUUCGACGACAAUUCCAACGUCAUUUUGAAAAAAUACAGGAAUAUGGUGGUAAGAGCUUGCGGGUGUCACUGACAACAAGAUCUCUACAGAAGGACGUGGUAUAUGCCGUUCUAAAUGACUUCCGACCAGUGCCUCGAAGGGAAAAUCUAAUGCUUCUAGAACAGCAUUUGUGCCUUAAGGAGGAAUAAAGAAAAGCAAGGAACUCCAAAGCUACUUGUUAACUUUAAAGGGUUUUCACAAUGAUGGCCAUUUCUGAAUACACCAGAACAAACGCUAAAGUAUGGAUCAUGAUAAUGAAGCAAAAGGUACAGAUAAAAGCCAGCCUGCUGUUUGAUCUACACUUCAGUCUUACUGAACAAGAAUUCAUCAAACUCCAGUCGAUGCCAAAAAGAGAAAGAGGAGUUUUUGAUGAUAAAUGAAAUGCACGAUUCAAGGCAAAGCUCCACCCAUACCUAUAACCAAUCCAGUUUACAGGCAUGCAAGCUAUGUGGGAGGAUUUUGAUCAAGGAAGUGUCUUGCGUUGGGUGAAGUACUCGGGUUUCCUCCGAAAAGCUAAAGCAACACAUUUGCUGUGUUUAAAAGGAAGUGUUGUCCCUGGCUCUUCAACAAGGAACGAAACUGGCAAUGUGCCCAUAUGGCCUGACUAUCACAAAAUAUAUUUUUCUGUUCUAGAGGUAACAUUGUGUUCCAGAAGUAAAGUUAGCUGCUUUGAGCACCACUUUUGGUGGAAAGGCAGGUUAUAAAUAAAAUAAAUAAUUGUCCAUCAGGCUAACAGGAAAAUCUUUAUAUACUUGUUUACAUCCCACAGUUCUACCCUGUUGCCAAUUAUGAUUCCCCCGCCCUUUUUUUUUAAGUGUCGCUACCAUCACUGUUAAGUGCACAUGUAUGUGUGCAUGCACAAAUUCUGGUCCUUCAAAUGAACAGAAAAAAAAUGUAUGCUGAACCUUUUGGCUCAACGUUUAAUGGCGUAACACAUCGUAUUUUUUUUAAAAAAAACCAAAACUAUUUGACUUCCUAAAAUAGGGGAGAAAAUGGAUCACUCCAAGUAUUGAAAGCCUGACUGAAGAGGAGCUUAUCCCAUUGAUUUUCUGAACAAUAGAGCAAGGUGAGAAUGGGGAGUCAGUAGAGGGGCAAAGCUGCAGGACAUAAUCUGCAAGAAAUCUGCUUUGCACUUAAUGGUGGGGCUGGGUGACUACUCAAUCCCACUGGCCCAAAUAAAAACACUCACAAAUUCUGAUUGGUUGGAGGUCAUAAAUAAACUCAUAAAACAACUACGAAUACUUAUUUCUGAGAUCUGGCUCUACACCGAAAUGGUUCCCCCAAGACAAGAUUUCAGAAAAGUGUGUUUCCCUUUGACUACUUUGCAUUUUAGAGGCUUUUUGUAAAUAAAUGAAAAUUAUAAUUUAUUGCAACUGUCAAGAUAUAUUAAUUUUUGAUGUACUAUUCAGCAAGACCAAGGUAUUUUUUUUGUAAAAAAAGAUUUUAUUCAGAAAGUUUGUGUAAACAAUUGUACCACUUGAUUUUGUACAAGAAACUCAUGAGUUAAAGCUCAGCCUGCUCAUGAGAUUGUGCUUCAUUAGGUUUUUAAAAAGCCAUCAUGAAUAAAGGCUCCCUUUAAGGCAGAAACAUGUGUGUUGAUCUGAUACAUCUGCCAUAUGUGUUGUCCUUUCGGUAGAUUUCCCAUCUU
Messenger RNA from Elgaria multicarinata webbii, 3142 nucleotides. It is a transcript of the gene BMP6, whose product is annotated as bone morphogenetic protein 6. Lineage: Eukaryota; Metazoa; Chordata; Lepidosauria; Squamata; Anguidae. The record is from RefSeq and is a predicted model, not a curated record. Gene Ontology annotation, biological process: BMP signaling pathway. Gene Ontology annotation, cellular component: extracellular region. The transcript has 7 exons. Gene Ontology annotation, molecular function: growth factor activity; cytokine activity. The coding region runs from base 10 to 1527 and encodes 505 amino acids.